UAAUUGUGAAUAAUGGCAAUGAAUUGACUAACAUUUUCCUCAAUAUAAUUCGAAAAAUAAUAUGAAAUUCUUGUUUGUGUUGCUUUUAUGAAUUGACAUUCGGCAUAGAGGCUAUUGAAAUUUUCUAUGUUAACUUUUUUAUCGUGGAGUUGGGAGCCAAAUCCAGUCAAAUUAUAGAAAACAUAAAUCGAAAUUUUCAUUCAAAGUAUAUUUUAAGUUACACUUCGAAGAAUUUUAUACCUAUUUUCGUUGAAGAAUGGCUGGUUUCUAACAAUUUCGAAAUUGUUUUGUGAUUCGAGAAGUGAAAACAAUGUUCUAAAGUGUGUUCUCAAUUUUUGAAAACUACAAAAUGUCCCAACCAGGCAAUACAACAGGUUGGCUUAUACAAGGUGCAAAUGGACAACCACAAAUGAUAAAAUUGGUGCAAACUUCUCAAGCUAGUGGCAAAUCUGUUGGCGGAAUUCUAACUUCAAAUGUGACUACACAACCUAUAAAAAUAUUCAAGACCACUUCGGCUAGUGGUCAAGAAAUAACACAGUUGAUGAACACUACUCCGCAAUCACCGAUAAUUAAAACUAUCGGGUCUAAUAUAGUUACAAAAACAGUACCAAUACAUGUGAAUAUGAACUCAGUGGUGAAAGGUCCAAAAACUAUACAUCUAAGUCCAUCCCAAAUGCAAAACAUUCGAUUUGUGAAUACUACAUCUCAUCAGAACACAGUACAAAUGCAACAGGCAAAUCCUCAAAGUUUUGCAGUAGCUCAACAAGUACAACAAUCGUCUCAAAAUAUUAAAACAGUUUCACCACCAAUUCUUCAGCGAAAGAGGCAGGACCCCCUUGAGAUGGAUUAUGUCCAUGAUUCUAAAAGAUCUAGAAAAUCAGAUAAAGUAGGUAAAGGCUUGAGACAUUUUUCAAUGAAAGUUUGUGAAAAAGUUCAAAAGAAAGGAACUACUACAUACAACGAAGUGGCUGAUGAAUUAGUUGCCGAAUUCACUAAUCCCAUGACAAAUAGUUCGUUAGCUGACCAACAAUAUGAUCAGAAAAAUAUCAGGAGAAGGGUAUAUGAUGCUCUUAAUGUCCUAAUGGCAAUGAAUAUCAUAUCAAAAGAAAAAAAAGAAAUCAAAUGGAUAGGACUACCUACUAAUUCCCUUCAAGAAUGUAUGCAACUGGAGAAGGAAAAACAAAAAAAAUUAUAUAGUAUUAGGGAAAAGAGAAAACAACUUCAUGAACUUAUCUUAAAUCAAAUUGCUUUUAAGAAAUUAGCACAGAGAAAUAAACAAAUGGAAGAAACACAUGGAGCUCCUCCACCCAACUCUUCGAUACAAUUACCAUUUAUAGUAGUGAAUACAAAUAAGAAAACCAUUAUUGAUUGUAGUAUUUCCAAUGAUAAGUUGGAGUAUAUUUUUCAAUUUAAUGAUAAGUUUGAGAUAAACGAUGAUGUUGACAUAUUGAAGUCUAUUGGUAUGUUUAUGGGCUUAGAUACUGGUACUGUUACACCUGAAAAUCUGGAAAAAAUUAAAUCAAUGGUGCCUAAAUCACUGGUAGAAUAUGUGGUUCAGUUAGCAUCAGGUGAAAACAAAGAUUUAGAAAACCUAGAUGUUGAUGCUGGAACUAGCACAUCCUUCUUAAUGGGUUCAGAAGAAUUAACAGGGGUUCAUUUAGAUGAAGAAAGUUCUCGUCAUUCUUCUAAUUUUGAUCCUUUAUCUCCGUGUGGAGAUGAUUACUCAGAUGAUGAUGUGGAAGGGGAAUCUGAUUUAUCUAGUGAUAUUGAUUGAAUUUUUCGAUUAUAUAUUUUUUAUGGGUUAAGAUUGUACAGGUCAUAAUUUUGGCUUCAAGUGAAAAUAAGGAGUAGGUAGGAAUGAAAAUUUGCAAAAUUUACCAAGACUGACCUGUUUUUCUGGACUCUUUAAGAAUUUGUUUUUUGUUUUAUAGAGCCAUAUUUUCUUUAAUUUAAGAUUACAUUAUUAAAAUACAUAGGAUUUUCUGUUUGGUAUUUUCAAAUUCUAUUGAUAACUUCAAUUUGCUCUCAUUUUUUUUCUGAAUCGCUAUUUUAGAGUAUAUUAGCAUAGUUAGUUAAAAAACCUGAAUAAAAUUGUUUUUAAUA
Harmonia axyridis is the source of this 2103-nucleotide messenger RNA. It is a transcript of the gene Dp, whose product is annotated as transcription factor Dp-1. The record is from RefSeq and is a predicted model, not a curated record. Gene Ontology annotation, biological process: regulation of cell cycle; regulation of transcription by RNA polymerase II. Gene Ontology annotation, molecular function: DNA-binding transcription factor activity, RNA polymerase II-specific; RNA polymerase II transcription regulatory region sequence-specific DNA binding. NCBI's taxonomy places the organism in Eukaryota, Metazoa, Arthropoda, Insecta, Coleoptera, Coccinellidae. The transcript has a single exon. Gene Ontology annotation, cellular component: transcription regulator complex; nucleus. Bases 350 to 1774 code for a protein of 474 amino acids.